AUGUCAUCACAACAACAAAGAUAAGCUCAAGGCAAAGACACUAAAGACUCAAGUCUUUCAGGUCAACAACAACAGAAGUAAUAAGAUUUCUCAGGAGGAAUGUCCGACAUCAAAUAAGGACAAAGUAAUCUUCCAGGUAUGGGGCAACAAGAUAUCUUAGCCGGGUAGAAAUUCGCUGGAUCAUCAGGCAUUGGAGAGGCUGGAAAAUUCUAAGGGUCAAGCUAGCAAUAUACAAAAGAAUCAGACCAACAGAGAUUCGGUGUUGGCGGUGGUUAAUAACAAGAACAAUGGAGAGCCGGCUAGAACGUUGAAGGUCAAUAGUAGAAGAAUCUCGGCUAAUAGUAGCAGUACUAGCAGAAAGAUGUAUUGGGAGAGAAGGCUGAUAUCAGCAAACUUUCGCAGGAAGAAAGAAACAAGAAUCUCGAAAAAGGACUUUCAGGCUAGCAAUAGCAAUACUCAGCUGGCCAAAAUGUUUCUGGUCAGAACAAAUGA
Molecule: messenger RNA, 492 nt
Organism: Stylonychia lemnae
Lineage: Eukaryota; Ciliophora; Spirotrichea; Sporadotrichida; Oxytrichidae
Source: the annotation of a GenBank genome assembly